AAAUCUAUUUCACCCUUUCAUUCCAUCACAUUCUAUACCACUCACUUGUGUCUUAACCUUUGUUAAAUUUGUAGUACAACUUGUCAUCCCAAUUUUAAUAAUAUUUUGCACACAUCCCAGUUUAACAGCGCUAACAGCGCAGAACAAUAAGAUUCAGGCUAAUUUAGGGGACCAAUAAAACAAGACAAAAUGGCGUCUAUCGUGGAGGUGCCAAAGGCGAGUUUGGACGAGGCUGUCCCGAUAUGGAUGAAGAUAGACUGGUCGGACGAGGUGCUCCACGAUAUUUACAGGGACUGGGGCACCUACUAUUCACGUCGCCGCCGGGAGAACUUCGCGUUGCACUAUUUGAACAAAGCCCUUGCCCUGGAGCCCAUGGAUCACAUGACCCUGUAUAAGCGAUGUCAGAGCAAGAGGAAGGCUGCCCAGAUGCUAGGAGCUCUGGCCGACAGCCGGGAUGCUGCCAAGCUCGCUCUUAAGGUGGACGGCGAAGAGAAGGCCAUCAUCAAUCUGGACAUUUGUGAUGUGCUGUACGAACUGAAUCAGUUUGAAAACAGCAAAGCCGAAAUGCACAAUAACAUGAGAGUUUUUAUUGGCAACAAGAGAAAAAGCUUCGUUCAGCGUCAACUGGUGGUGGAUGGAGUGAUCAAAGAUGUAACUGGUGAAGCCAUGUCAGCUUUCUUCACGAAGAACCUAAAGACUGUGAACAUUGUGCACGACCUGAUCAAGGAAAAGGAAAGGGUUGACAGUCGACCCCUGUGGAAGGUUCUGAAGGAGCAGGGCAAGUGCGAUGUACAGAGUAUUCCGGAGGUCCCGGAAGAGAUGCUGUCGCCGAUGGAGAUUGCCCGGAGGAAGAGGGCCUUUAACAUCUACCACCAGUCGUACAUCAACGACUCCUGGAUCGACGUGCUCUUCAUGAAGAUGCUCUGCAAGAAUCCCAACCUUCUGCUGCCCCAGUGCAAGGAGUCGUCCUACUUCCUGCAAAAUCUCUCUAGCAAACAAUACGAGAUCGUUCGCAAGUUUAUGAAAAUGCUGCAAUCCCGAUGCCCACUCUACCUGGUCAAUUACCUGAAGUACAACAAUAAGGCCAUGUCCGACAGAUAUCGAGAGGCUUACCUGUUCCGCGUACAGUAUCAGACACAUCGGAACAUGAACCAUGCCCUCAAGCGAAUUCGUGCUCUUCGCAAGGCCAAGAAGGUGUCGGAAUUGGCCAAAUUUGUUGAGGAGCUGAUGGGCACCUAUGUGGUAUUGAAAACGGCCCGUGUGAUGUGCUGGAAGUUUGAGUUCCUUAACGAGGUGUACAAUACAAUGGCAUUGGCUCUGUCCGAACAACUCCGAGUGCCAAAGGGCUUCACUUCCCAAGGAAGUAACGCCAUACUUAGGUUGCUGCGUCUGCCAGUGGAACGGAUAAAGGAUUUCGUAUCGCUGACUUUUGGAGAUCGACAACCGGAGCCUGAGGGUAACGAUCCCGCCACUUUAAGAGCUAAGCGGUUAACUGCACGCCUGGAACAUCGAAUGAUUUUUGCCAAAUAUUCUAUCGAAAAGUGUUAUUUGUUGCACCAGAUCUCGCAGUCGUAUUUAGAUCAAGGACGACAUUCUGAGUGUGCUUUCAACGCUCGCAAGGCUAUUAAAGAGAGCAAGAACUGCAAUAGCAAUCUAUGGAAGUUUCUCAGCGUUGUGCAAAUAGUCAAGGCAAAUGCCAUUCUGCACAAGUUGGAACAGACUAGGGAGGCUCUGGACGAUGCCCUGCCCAUCGCCGAACACCUCAAAACUCGGGAACUGAUAUUCUUCAUCGAGACCUGCAUGAUGUGCAACACGGAGGACUCGAUCAACAAGCGGGCCACCCUAUUGCAGGCCCGGCGGGAGAGCAAGGCCGAAUCCUUGGCCACCCACUCCUUGGUUAGUGCUCCGGAUAACGAAGAUGCAGUUCAAGCCCCAGCUUAGUUGUAGUUUUCAUUUUUAUCAACUAUUUUAUUUUCUUCCCAAUUGUUUGGAGUAAAUUUACACUUGGAA
Drosophila gunungcola (fruit fly) is the source of this 2010-nucleotide messenger RNA. RefSeq lists its product as uncharacterized. Gene Ontology annotation, molecular function: protein binding. The transcript is spliced from 8 exons. Bases 190 to 1941 code for a protein of 583 amino acids. The record is from RefSeq and is a predicted model, not a curated record. Lineage: Eukaryota; Metazoa; Arthropoda; Insecta; Diptera; Drosophilidae.